This is a messenger RNA of Melampsora larici-populina 98AG31, 552 nucleotides long. RefSeq lists its product as uncharacterized. The record is from RefSeq and is a predicted model, not a curated record. The transcript has 3 exons. The coding region runs from base 1 to 552 and encodes 183 amino acids. Lineage: Eukaryota; Fungi; Basidiomycota; Pucciniomycetes; Pucciniales; Melampsoraceae.
AUGAAAAAUGAAAAAUUGUUGCUCUCCGUUGUCAUUCAUGUCCUGCUUGGCGUGAAUCUGAGUUAUGCUUUCUCCAUUCGUAAAUUUUUGCACAAAGCAGCAAAGGCGAUAACUCAGGCGCCCUCCAAUAUAGUCAAGAAAAUAGAGCACUCCGACAACGCGGUGAUAGAAGCACAUGUACGUUUGGUAGAAUCACUCACGCCUGAGGGAUUCAUACUUCGAGCUAUCGGGAUUUUCCCAUCAGACGUGAUACCAAUACCUCCACCGGCCAUGAAGGCGAUAAAGUUGGUCAAUGGACUUAAAGAUUUGCACAAAGAAGACUUCGAUGCUCUUCAACAAUGUAAAACUCAAGCAAUUAGUGACAUAGCCGUAAUCAGGAAAGCCGAAACAUCCGUAACCAGAAACCAGUUUCCAAAGAUGCUGAAACAGGCAGACGAGAUAGUUAUGUACGCAUGUGGUGGUGCCAGCGGCGCGAAAGACGAUCGUAAACGUCUUCCGGGUAGCGUUCUGAACAUCUUUCACCUACUCGGCAAGAUUGGUAAUGCUCAUUGA